This is a messenger RNA of Aphidius gifuensis, 1709 nucleotides long. It is a transcript of the gene Got1, whose product is annotated as aspartate aminotransferase, cytoplasmic. NCBI's taxonomy places the organism in Eukaryota, Metazoa, Arthropoda, Insecta, Hymenoptera, Braconidae. The record is from RefSeq and is a predicted model, not a curated record. Gene Ontology annotation, cellular component: cytosol. Bases 138 to 1370 code for a protein of 410 amino acids. The transcript is spliced from 7 exons. Gene Ontology annotation, molecular function: L-aspartate:2-oxoglutarate transaminase activity; pyridoxal phosphate binding. Gene Ontology annotation, biological process: L-aspartate biosynthetic process.
CAAUAAAAAAUAAAAAUAUAAAAAAUUAAAUUAAGCACUUCAAAGCACUUGACAACUAAAACGUCAUUAAUAAAAUUGAUCAUCAUUCAUUAAAUUUGUAUCAACUACACCACCAGCAUAAUUUAUAAACAAUAAUCAUGUCGACAAGCAGAUUUACUGGUAUUGAAGUUGGACCACCAAUUGAAAUAUUUGCUUUAAAUAAAAUCUACACUGAUGAUUCAUUUGAACAAAAAGUAAAUCUAACAAUUGGAGCAUACAGAACAAAUGAUGGCAAACCUUGGGUUUUACCAGUUGUUAAAAAAGUUGAAAAAUUACUAGCUCAUGAUGAGCUACAAAAUCAUGAGUAUCUUCCAGUUCUUGGUCUUGAUGCAUUUAGUAAAUCAGCAGUUGAAAUGUUACUUGGUAAAAAAUCAUCAUCAAUUAUUGAAGGUAGAGCAUUUGGAGUACAAUGUUUAUCUGGUACUGGAUCAUUAAGAGUUGGAGCUGAAUUUCUUUCACGUAUUCUUAAAUAUGAUACUGUAUAUUACAGUUCACCAUCAUGGGAAAAUCAUCGUCUUAUUUUUGUUAAUGGUGGUUUUAAAAAUACUCACGAGUACAGAUACUGGAAUCAAACUGGAAGAAAUAUUGAUUUUGAUGGAAUGAUUGAAGAUUUAAGUAAUGCAUCUGAAAAUUCAGUUGUUAUAUUACAUGCAUGUGCACAUAAUCCAACUGGUUGUGAUCCAACUCCAGAACAAUGGAUGAAAAUUGCUGAUGUUAUUGAAGAAAAAAAAUUAUUUACAUUCUUUGAUAGUGCUUAUCAAGGUUUUGCUACUGGUAAUUUAGAAAAUGAUGCAUUUGCUGUACGUUUAUUUGCUGAACGUGGAAUUGAAUUUUUUUGUGCUCAAAGUUUUGCUAAAAAUUUUGGUCUUUAUAAUGAACGUGCUGGUAAUUUAGUUGUUCAUAUGAAUAAUACAAAUGAAGUUAUACAAACAAAAUCACAAUUGACAUUAAUUGUCAGAGGAAUGUACAGUAAUCCACCAAAUCAUGGAGCUCGUAUUGUUGCAACUGUACUGGGAAAUGAAGACUUGUAUGAAGAAUGGAAGGAUCAUAUUCGUACAAUGUCUGGAAGAAUUAAGGAAAUGAGAAAAGCACUUUAUGAUCAUCUUGUAUCACUCAAGACACCUGGUAAUUGGGAACAUAUUUUAAAUCAAAUUGGAAUGUUUUCUUACACUGGAAUGUCAGAACGCCAAGUUGAAUAUCUCAAGAGUCAUUAUCAUAUCUACAUGCCUCGCAGUGCUCGAAUGAAUAUGUGUGGUUUAAAUGAAAAAAAUGUUGAAUAUGUUGCAAAUGCAUUCAACAAAGCAGUCAAUGAAUUUCCACAUAAUGUUUAAUUAUUUUUAAAUAAUUAAAACAAGCAUAAAUUAAAAACAACCAAAAUAAUUGAGUUAUAAAAGAUAUUGUUGAUUAGAAUAUUUAAUAAUUAAUUUUAAUCAAGUACAAAAAUACACACCCCACCAAUAAUUAAUGUUUAAAAAUGUUAAAUUGUUUUUUAAUUUGUAAAUUUGUGCCAAGGUUUAGCACAUUUUAAUAGUGGACAACAAACAAAAACAUUGAUGAUUCAUCAAUUUUUCUGUUAAAAUAAUAGCAAUAAUACAAAUUUAAAUUUGUAAAAUUGACCAAUUAAUAAAUGUUUUAUGUAAAAAUAAAAUUAUUUAAAUAUUAAUGAUAGA